CGAGUCCAGCGAGCAAGGAGACGAUCCAUCAUGGUCAGAAUAUCCAGUGUUCUUUCGGCCGCCGUGGUCUCUCUUGCGAGCGGUGUACUUGCCCUCGAGGAACGGGCCACAGGAGGUUACGUCCAGAACCCCUCCGGAUCUGCCUCCUUCACAAUGUAUUCCGGCUGUGGCUCUCCAGCUUGUGGAGAGACCGCGUCAGGAUACACCGCAGCAAUGAACCAGCUCUCCUUCGGCGCCGGGCCAGGCGCGGGUGCCGGAGACGCAUGCGGGCGCUGCUUCGCGCUCACGGGCACGGCGGACCCGUACUCUCCCUCGUACACGGGGCCGUUCCACACCAUUGUCGUAAAGGUGACGGAUCUGUGCCCCGUGGCGGGCAACCAGGAGUGGUGCGGGCAGACGACGAGCAACCCGAACAAUCAGCAUGGCGAGCCGGUGCACUUCGACAUUUGCGAGGAUACCGGCGGAGCGGGAGCGUUCUUCCCAUCUGGACACGGUGCUUUGACUGGCACGUAUCGGGAAGUGUCGUGCAGCCAGUGGUCGGGUUCUGAUGGCAGCCCUCUCUGGACCGGUGCCUGCCUCAGCGGCGAGUCGGCGGCGAACUGGCCUUCUACUGCGUGUGGAAACAAGGGAACUGCCCCGUCGUGAAGAGGGGGGUUAUGAAGCCAGGCUGGAAGAAUAAAUGCUGGUAGUAGUCGCAAGUUUACGAGACGACAUAUAAAAUAGAGCAUCGUUGAGCCUAUUGAUCGUGAUGCGUUUCCUUCAUUCAUUACGCCUAAGCCGAGAGAGCAACCGAGGAUUGAUCAUGG
Molecule: messenger RNA, 806 nt
Organism: Gloeophyllum trabeum ATCC 11539
Lineage: Eukaryota; Fungi; Basidiomycota; Agaricomycetes; Gloeophyllales; Gloeophyllaceae
Product: endoglucanase V-like protein
Exons: 5
Coding region: 31-645 (204 amino acids)
Source: RefSeq, a predicted model, not a curated record